AUGCUAUUACUAGUUCUGGUUCUCGUGAUAACGCUGGCCCUGGUGGCGCCGCAGUUGGUCUCGAACCUGCGCGACAUCGGCACUGUCGCGCUGGAAAAGCAGGCGUCGAUCAGCGCCACGAAAAAGCCCGGCGAGUCCGCCGUAUACCGCUCUGUCGACGUGCCACACGGCCUGCCGUUGACCACGGGGCUGCGCAUUCAGACGGGCUACAAAAUCAGGGACGGCAUUCUCAAGGAUAUAUGGCACCAGGCACUGCAGAAGGACACAGUUCUCGAAGUUGGCGGCGCAACGCGCUCGAUUCGCCAGAUAAAUGGCAUGAUUUUGCAUCUGGCCCAGCAGAUGGACCAGCACAACGUGGGCCCGCGCGUGGGGCUCAAUUCGGGUCUCGACGACCUGCACGCGCUCGUGGUGCUCUUCUGCUGCUUUUUCGUGUGCGACAGGACCGUUGUUGUGGGGCAAAACCCGAACGUCGACGUGCUAUUUGAGAGGAAGACUGCCGGCUCUGCUGCCAACGUCGUUGACCUGGACGACCCGACGUAUUUUCUCGAGCGCCCUGAAACGACAGACUACGCGUACAAUCCCAUCAAAGACUACUCGCGCUUCAACAAUGAGCCCUACAUCGAGCUGAUCGACGGCGUAGAAUACCGGUAUUUCCAGCGCAGCUUUGUUUCCGCGGUCGCGUCGCAGCUCAUGUCGUUGUCGACGGCGUUUUCGUGGUCGACCCGCGACAGACUGCUUGUGGUUGUGGGAAACAGAAACAACGCGCUGGUCAAGAUCUUGUGCGGGCUGCUGACUGGCGUCGAGCUGAUCACCGUCGCUGCCGACGCGCCGAUCGACGCUCUAGUCGGCAGCCGGCCGACGAUCGUUUCUGCUCCGAGCGCGUGGUUGCAGCCGCUUGUGCACGUGCGGCCGUCCCCGCUGCGGGCGCUGCUGCUCAACCGGGCCGAGUUCCUCAACUCCCACGGCAUUUUCAACCCGCUAGGCAAAAUGUAUGCCACCAGACUGCGGCUGGUGUAUCUCCAGGACUCGAUUUUCACGUCGGCGCAAUACAACAAGCUCAAAAGCCUGCUGCAUGCCCGUAUCGUCAAGGAGACCGAUAUCCGCGGCUCCAUGGGCCCGCUGCUGAAAACGAAUUUGUUUGAGUACCGCCUGCUGGGCCAGAACCAGCUGGGCGUGCCGGCAAACUCUGUGGAGCUCAAGACUCGUGACGGCCGGCUCUACGCGCGCGGGUUUGUGCUCGCAAAGCAUGACGCCAUGAAGGUCGAUGAGGAGAUGUGGACAGACACCGGGCUACGCGGCUUUUUCGCCACGGAUGGGUGUUUUUACGCUAGCUAGUUAUAAACUCGUUUGAUCACGUCCACCCAUUUUUUUUCGGCCACCAGCUCGUCGUUCUCCCACGCAACAAUUUUAUUGCUCAGGUGGAAAUUCUCAGCGUCGGCCUGCAGAACAGCCGUCGUCUCCAUCUUCACGUUCCAGCCGUCCUCCUUUCUGCCCAUCGAAUAACUGUAGAGGCACUCGUUAUACGCGGAAAGCGGGUCGUUUUCCUUGAUUUUCCAAACGUUUGUGUUGCAGCUGCCGUGGUAGAUCCCCGACAGGUUGCCGUACUCCGGGAUUGUCACCUGCCCGGCGUCCUCGAUGUCCGUGAGCGUCCACUCAAACGUCGUGCAGUCAAACUGCACGGUCUUUUUCCUGCCCUCGGGGACGUCGAUUGUGGUUUUGAUCGGCCGGCAGAUCGACGGAGUCCCCAAGUCUGGAGGAGCCACCAGCGUUGUCUCGUCCAGCAGUGGCAGCACGAGCUUGCCCCCGUGCAGCGUGAGCGUCGGUGUCUCUGCGGACGGCCACGCCUGCGGCCAGUCGCACGUCGACAGCGCAACGCGGAGCCGGUGGCCUUUCUCCAGCUUCACGCCCACAACGUCAAGCUUGAUCUCGACAUCGUAAACACGGCCCUCUUCCAAGUAUUCCGGGGUUUCGUGGCUGUUUCUGUGCGCCAGGUUCAGCUGGCCCCACGAGAGCAACACGUUCUCGCCGCCAGGAUACAGGUCGACGAGCCGGACGCUGACAUUAGCGAGCUUUUUGUCGGACGAGAGCGUGAGGUUGAUUUUUGGCUCGCCCAGCAGAUUGACCGUUCCUGCCAGCUCUGCAGAGUCAAAACACAGACAUUUCGCGUCCUCGUACCGCUGGUCGGCCGGAAAGUCGCCGGGAUAUCCAAACGGACAGAAGUUACCGCGGAAUAGGCCGUGCGACAGUGUUCCGCUGAAGCGGUAAUCGAGUCUCGCAGGCGGCCCGCUGCUCAAUUUAUUAUCUGGAGCUAAGGCAUAUUCCAGGCCCCCAGAAAAUUCCACAGAGUCGGUAGAUACCCACCGGCCGUUCCUGUACUCGUACGAGUCCUCAAUGCCCGAUGGGUCCUGGAUGUACGCCGUCAGACGGGGCAGAUGCAGCUCGCCUUCGUCGUGCAACCAUUUCUUGAACCAUUUGAGCGACAGCUGUUGGUACCCGAUUUUGGGGCCUGGCUUGGCCAUCUCCGGAUACUCGUGGACCCAGGGGCCCACCAGACCGCACGACUCCGGGUGAGGGAGGUGUUUCACCAUGCGGAACACAGGAGACGUGUAUCCGUCUCGCCAACCCCCCACCAGCAUAACCGGGAUGUCCACCUGGCUGUAGUCCUCGCAAAUGGAGCCGUGCUUCCAGUAUUCGUCGCGGGUCUGGUGUUCGAGCCAGUGCUUGACCAUCGGGACUACCUCGAUCCUUUGUUUCCAGUUCUCGCGCCAGCCGUCGCCCACAACACGAGGAUCUUGCGGCCGCGGAGCGUACGCCGCCAUCGUCGACCCCCACCACAGCAUGUCGGACGCCAUCACACACCCGCCACGGUAGUGCACGUCGUCGGAGUAUCUGUCGUCGGUCGACAUGAGCGAAAUCACCGCCUUCAGCGCAGGGUGUCUACGUGCUGCCACCUGCAACCCAUUGAACCCGCCCCACGACUUGCCAAACAUGCCGAUCCGGCCAUUGGACCAUGGCUGCGCCACAAUGUGGUCAAACGCGUCCAACGCGUCGUCCUGCUCGAGCUUCAAGUACUCGUCGGUCAGAACUCCGUCCGAGCUCGAGCUGCCUCGCAUGUCGAUUCUCAACGACGCCAGCCCGUUUCCGGCAUAGUACGGGUGUCGGAUUGCGUCUCGCUGGAUCGUCACGUCCGCCCUGUACGGAAUGUAUUCCACAAGCGUGCCGACUCGGAUCUUACCUUCCCAGGCUUCCCUGGGAAUCCACAGAUGGCCCUUGAGAAUAGCACCGUCGCGCACGGGAAUGUCGAUGUCUUCGAACUUGAGGAUCUGGUACGGAAGACUGGCAGGGUCCAGAACGGUAACGGGCUCUCUUUUGGAUCGUUUGACGUUGAAGGCCAUGACGAGGAUUAUUACCAAGUUAUCUUUUUUAGCACUAAUUAGGAAGUUUUUCACGAUAAUGGACAAUGCAUGGGCGAUAGCUUAUCUUUUAACGAGCUUAUUCUCGGGCGUUUCGCCGGGAUCGGCCCAUUUUCUCUGCAUCGCUUGAUUCGUGCCUCUACUGAGCCCUGCGUCCGCUGCGUCCAAAAACCAUACACUCGCUGCCCG
Ogataea polymorpha is the source of this 3602-nucleotide messenger RNA. RefSeq lists its product as uncharacterized. The transcript has a single exon. The record is from RefSeq and is a predicted model, not a curated record. Lineage: Eukaryota; Fungi; Ascomycota; Pichiomycetes; Pichiales; Pichiaceae. The coding region runs from base 1 to 1335 and encodes 444 amino acids.